This is a messenger RNA of Sphenostylis stenocarpa, 204 nucleotides long. The record is from the annotation of a GenBank genome assembly. NCBI's taxonomy places the organism in Eukaryota, Viridiplantae, Streptophyta, Magnoliopsida, Fabales, Fabaceae.
AUGGUUCCACUUGACGACGUCGUUGAAGGCAAAGAGAACUUCCUCUGGCGACUGAACUGUGUGUCUUUCCGUUGGUCGUUACUCCCCCAAAUCCCAAUCGCACUUCGACGGCGGAGAUCAGAUCUGCUCUGUAUCUCUCUCAGACCGAGACAAGAGAGAGUGAAGCGACUCUCCCACACCGCAGUGUCGGCGAGCUGCGCAUAG